AUGCGCUUUCUUGCACACGCCGUUGCACUCUUGGGCGCAGUUUCUCUGAUCUCCGCGGCACCCGUCAGCGAACGAACGCCCGACGUUGAUCAGAAUCUCCCCGAUGGACUGCCUUACCCAAGUCCCAGCGAAUUGACUCUGAUCGAACAGCAUGCUCAUGGAACACUUCCCAACACCUCUCCUCCUCCCGUCAUCAGUAACAAGGGCAUCACAAACCUCCAACUGAUCGCAUUCAACGAGCUCUUCGAAGUUGCUUUUUUCAACGAGCUCAUCACUAAUAUCACCGAGAAUGUCGAGGGAUAUCGCUUCUCCGACGCCGAUGACAGGAAUCUUGUUCUAGCAUCAUUGAAGGCCAUUCUCGCCCAAGAAGAACUUCAUGCGAUCCGCGCAAAUGGCGCUCUCUCCCACUUCCAUGUCAACCCCAUCGAACCAUGCCAAUACAACUUCCCCGUGAAGGACUUUGACUCGGCCCUCGCACUCGCAGGCAAGUUCACCGACAUCGUACUCGGCACUCUCCAAGACACCAUCGAGCGAUUCGCCUUGGGUCAUGACUACGAUCUUGCAAGGGAGAUCGCUUCAGUUGUGGCAAACGAAGGCGAGCAGCAAGGGUGGUUCCGCAUGCAGCAAGGAAAGAUCCCGAGCGAACUCCCAUUUUUAACCACCGGCGACCUCAACUUUGCCUUCACCGCGAUCCAGGGCUUCACCUACCCCGGAAGUUGUCCUAACAUCAACGAGAUCCCUCUGCGGACCUUCGAGGCGCUCGAGAUUGUCACAACUCCGACCGCUAAGAGCCAAAAUCUCACAUUCUCCUUCCAAGCCAACUCCAAUGAGACCGGGCAGUUGUGGAUGACUUAUAUCAACCAGCAAAAUUUGCCCAUUGUUCAAAAUCUUUCCUACGUGUCUCACAGUGGGAAUAUCAUUACCGCAGAAGCCCUGUUCCCCUACGAUGGCCAUGAGUUGAACGGUCUUACUAUUGCGGCUGUGACCAAGAAAGAAGGUCCUUUCACGGAUGCCAAUGAGGUUGCCAAGUGGACCUUGGCCGGACCGGGGUUGAUUGUUAUAAACUGA
Messenger RNA from Penicillium manginii, 1068 nucleotides. Its product is annotated as putative sexual development protein (LsdA). The coding region runs from base 1 to 1068 and encodes 355 amino acids. Lineage: Eukaryota; Fungi; Ascomycota; Eurotiomycetes; Eurotiales; Aspergillaceae. The transcript has 2 exons. The record is from RefSeq and is a predicted model, not a curated record.